GCACUACACUACACUACUCUACUCUACACUACGCUACACUACACCUACAACUACAACUUCAACUUGGCCAUUCUUGUCUUUCUUCUGUCUAUCUCUAUCGACACUACGAUUCCAUCUCUUACUCUAGGCAUGCAGCAGCAUCUCAUCUAAGUCUCGCCGUCACUUGUGCUACCGUCACCACUCCCGGAACAUAAACCUUCUCAAAACUCACCCACUCCAUUGACAAGCUCCAACCUCUCUGAUUCGAGUCCUGCAACUCUUAACCACGGUUGUUACAGAUCACGACAUUCCGGAUUGCUCUAUUUCUUUUCUGGCUUUCCAUUCUCUGUCCCAAAACUCUGCCCUGAAAAAGUCACGACUAGGCAGCACAGCAACUCAGAAUCAACUCGUCAACGACUCUGUUCGACCCUCAAAAUCAAUCCUCAGAUCCAAGGAAGAAAACGACAAGUCAAAACAUCAUCAAUUCUCAGAAAUUUCAAGUAACCAAAAAAAAAAAAAAAACAGCAAUGUCUGCCUACACUGUGUUGGCUGAUCAGUCACAGCUUGGUGCUCCGGCAUUCACCACUGCAGAUGCUGUGACUCUCGACCCCUCACUGGACAGCAACCACGUCUUGUCUGGAGACUUCAUGAACUUUGGUCUGACUGCUGAAGAAGAACCCGUAUGGAAUAUGAGUCCGAUUUCACCAUCCUUUGCCAAUUGGAACCCCAAGUCAGAUGCGACCUUUGUUCGCAACGGCCAACCUACUCCACCAUUGGAUGAUCCACAACAGCAACAGCAACAGCAACAACAGCAACAACUACAGCAGCAGCAGCCUGUGACUCUGUCAAGGGAUAUGAUGGCGGUCUUUGAGAAUCGAAAUGCCUGGGACGAUACUCCGACUCCGCCGAGUAGCAGUCGCAAUAGCUCGGCAGAUCAUAGCGCCAUCGGUAGAUUUCCCUAUUCUAGUGUGUCCAAGAGGCGGAGACUGCGGGAGCACAAGCCCUCGAUAGCAACUACGGUGAGCAGCGGCGCCGACUCAGACGAUCAGGAUCACGCCAAACGGGAGAAAUUCCUCGAGAGGAACCGGUUAGCAGCGAGUAAAUGCCGACAGAAGAAGAAGGAACACACCAUGAUGCUCGAGUCGCGAUUCAAAGAACAGUCGGACAAGAGGGAGCGACUCAACUCGGAAAUUUCACGGCUUCGCAGCGAGAUUCUAGGAUUAAAAAACGAGGUUUUACGACAUGCUCAGUGCGGUGACGAGCCGAUCAAACUCCACCUUGCUCAGAUGGUCAAGCAGAUUGCAAACAAAGACCGGGAUGAUCCAGCUGCAAGCAGUCCACAGCUUUCUGAUACGACACCUCCCAUGCGCGGAUCCGUGUCCUUUGGAUUCGACGAGCCUCUACCACUGGAGGACGGUGCUUCACUAGAGCAGCAGAUUCGACGGGACUCGGAAGCAUCGAUUGCAUUGUCUGGCGAAGACGAUUUUGGAGACUUUGUCAAUGUUUGAUCGGCAAUCUUGAUCACUGAUUUAACAACAUACAAAAUGGCCUUUUCUUAUUCUUAUAAUUUCGUUUUUUCUUUUCUUUUCUUUUUUUCUUUUUAUUAUUAUCAUUCCUAGGUAAUGCUGGCUAGGCGGCAGGACUGUUUCGAGGCUUUACUCUUUCUUUUGAUGUUUGAGAUGGCGACUGGCUCUCAACUGUUUGAAUGCAUGAUGAUGAUAUUGAUGAUAACGGCGUUGUGGCGAUUGUUUCAUGCCUGGGCGCUUCGUGGAGGAAAAGAAUGGAUUUCAUUAGGAAGCUAGGUGGAGUUUUGUGUUUUCUUCGAGCUGGUUUUGAGUUCCAGUAUGUAUGAUAGGGGAUGAACUAAAGCUUUAUACACUUUAUCCUAGUUCUAUUAGAAGUAGACAAUCAUCAUUCUUAAUAUCAACUGAUUCAACUAAAACAUAGAAUUAAUCUCCUCCAAGGUUUUGUUGACCGUCUCCUUCAAUGCAAAAAUCACAAACAAGCAAACGCCCAAGCACAUCCCCCCAAACAAGCAAAAAGUCCCCCAUCCACCAAUCUCAGCGAGUAAAUAGGGAGUCGCCGAGCUCCAUAUAAGAUUGAACAACCAUUGAGAACCAACACCGCACGCAACCCCCGAUUCGCGAAUGCGCGUUGGAAAGAUUUCCGAGACGUAUGGCCACGGUAAAGGUCCCCAACUGAGAUUGAAGACUAUAAUCGUAAAAUAAAUAAGCGCUAUAGUCAGUAUCUUCGUUGCAGAAGGAUGCACCGAAGGAUGACCCAGAUGACUAGCCCGCACCAACGCAGCCGUGGUAAACAUUGAAAUCGCCAUGAGCGCUGCACCAGUAAAGAGAAGCCUUCUUCGACCAAAUCGAUCUGAUAACACCACGAUAAAGAGCCCGCAUGAAACGACUUUGAUGAAUCCGAAUAUACCAGUCAGCAAAAAAGUCUUGUCCCCCGGACCAACGAUUAGGGCAAAAAACUGAGGACCGAAAUAGGCCAUUGCCGUUGCGCCGGUGGAUUGUUGAGCGAGGAAUAUUCCCACUGCAAGUAAAAUGCGAUGCGCAUUGGACCAUUCGAGCAGUUCGGUGAAUGAGAAUCCUUCUUUGGCGGCUUGUUCUUCUUCGAUGCCGUGUCUUAUAUCGGCCAUUUCAUCUGCUAGAAGUGUUUCGUGGUCUUGAUCAUCCGGUACGGCCCGGAUCCAUUCGAGACUUUGUCUGGCGCCGUCUAUGUCUCCGUUUGACACUAACCAGCGCACACUUUCGUGUAAUGUCAACACCCCGAAACCCAUUAAUCCUCCAGGGACGAGUUGGAGGGCAACAGGGAUUUGCCAUUGGGCUGUUUGCGGAGGCAUAAAUCCAACCGCGUAAUCGAUCCAGUAGGAUAUAAAUAUCCCGAUUGUGAACAUGAAUUGGAAACAACUCCCCAUUUCACCGCGGAU
Talaromyces stipitatus ATCC 10500 is the source of this 2920-nucleotide messenger RNA. Its product is annotated as bZIP transcription factor (Atf21), putative. Lineage: Eukaryota; Fungi; Ascomycota; Eurotiomycetes; Eurotiales; Trichocomaceae. The transcript is spliced from 2 exons. The coding region runs from base 507 to 1487 and encodes 326 amino acids. Gene Ontology annotation, molecular function: RNA polymerase II cis-regulatory region sequence-specific DNA binding; DNA-binding transcription factor activity, RNA polymerase II-specific. Gene Ontology annotation, biological process: regulation of transcription by RNA polymerase II. The record is from RefSeq and is a predicted model, not a curated record.